This is a messenger RNA of Pyrenophora tritici-repentis Pt-1C-BFP, 1710 nucleotides long. RefSeq names its product GlcD, FAD-FMN-containing dehydrogenase. NCBI's taxonomy places the organism in Eukaryota, Fungi, Ascomycota, Dothideomycetes, Pleosporales, Pleosporaceae. Gene Ontology annotation, molecular function: D-lactate dehydrogenase (cytochrome) activity; FAD binding; D-lactate dehydrogenase (NAD+) activity. The record is from RefSeq and is a predicted model, not a curated record. Gene Ontology annotation, biological process: lactate catabolic process. Gene Ontology annotation, cellular component: mitochondrion.
AUGCCUUUUGUUCCAGCUUACGCCGACGCGGAAUACCAGUCUACACACUACAAUCUGUUCAAGGACAGCAUCACUGUUCCAUUGAAAUCGGUUCUACCACCUGGAAUCUCACGGAACGUCUUUGACACGGCAAUCAAAAAAUAUAAGAGCGUUGUCGGUGACGAGCAGGUUUACCAGGACGAUGCAUUAGCAGAAUACAUUGAUCCAUAUGAACUACAUGAGGCGGAAGGAAAGCGCAGCAUGCCUAGCGCAGCUGUACGACCGAAGAAUGUAGAAGAACUAAGAAAUGUCCUCAAAAUCUCGAAUGACUUUGGCAUCCCAGUGUGGACAUUUUCUAGAGGGAAGAACCUUGGAUAUGGUGGACCUGCUCCUCGUGUAACUGGCUGCAUAGCUCUCGACCUCCAUCGUAUGGACAAGAUCAUCGAAGUAAAUGCUGAAUUCGCAUACGCCGUUGUCGAACCUGGUGUCACGUUUACUGACCUCUACGAUUACUGCGUCAAGAACAAACUCAAUGUUUGGCCCUCCGUACCAUCUCUCGGCUGGGGCUCUGUCGUUGGAAAUACUCUGGAUCGCGGGACAGGUUUCACGCCUACAGCAGCACACCACCAGCACAUUGCCGGGCUCGAGGCUAUGCUUGCAAACGGCGAACUAGUACGAACGGGCCAAUUUUCCAUUUCAAACUCGCCCUCUGCCCAUCUCUCGAAGUUUACCUUUGGUCCCAGCAUUGAAGGCCUGUUCCUACAGUCGAAUCUUGGCAUAGUGACUAAGCUCGGCAUCUGGCUUACACCUGCACCCCAAGCUUUCAUGUCUUGCGCCUUCGACAUGCCUGAUCUAGAAGACGUAGAAACCAUCGUCGAUGUCUUCGGGCCACUACGGCGCGAUGGUUUGCUCCCAAACACCGUCUACGUAUCCAACGUUACCGAGUGGUUCGGUAUGAUGGGCCCACGAGAAGACUUCUGGCCACAUGAUACACCAAUUCCCGACUGGCGCAUCAAGGAACUCCAGAAGCAGUUCGGUCUCGGAUACUGGAAUGCCAAGUUCGGGUUAUACGGUGCAAAGGAUGUGAUACAAGCACAUUUUGACCAGCUCAAGAAGAUCGUGGCCGAAAAGGCGCCCAAAGGUAGCCUCACAGGCAAGAUUUACUCGGCGCCCGAUGGACAAACCCUAGACCCUACUUCCAUCCCAGAACAAGAUGGCGGUUUCUUCGUCGGCAUUCCGACGCUUUGGUCGCUUCCGAUGGUGAAAUUCCGACUCCCCAAGUCUGGCGGUGGCAUCGGUGCGCACUACGACUACAGCCCCAUCAUCCCCGCCAGCGGCAAAGAAAUUCUUUCUUGGAUCAAGAUUGCGAAGAAAAUAUGCGAGGCGGAGAAAUUCGAUCUCUUCUGCGACUUCUUCUUCCACGAGCGCCACGUUAUCUUUGUGAAUAUGUUUACCUUCGACAAGACGAAUGCUGUGCACAGGAAAGCUGUGCAGACAAUAUUUGACAACUUGUUUGAGGCAGGGAAGAAGAGGGGAUACAGCAAGUAUCGGAGCCAUGUGAAUACUAUGGACCGUGUUGCUUCGCUUUACGACUUUAACAAUCAUGCAUAUCGCAGGUUUGUCGAGACGAUCAAGGAUGCUGUGGAUCCGAAUGGCAUUCUCUCGCCAGGGAAGCAGGGGAUAUGGCCGAAGCGGUUCCGGGGGGAUGACAUUCCGAAGGCGAACUUGUAA